UUCUGCCGCAUCCCGAUCUGGCCCUGUGAACAGCAGCAAUCAGCACGAGAAGGCAGAAGAAAGGCUGCGCAACCUCCUUACACCCAACGGUAAUCCUCACUACCGAGAGAAGGCUUGCUGCCUCAGAUAAGCCGGGGUUGGAACCGAAGGCGAAACCAAGAACCUUUGUACACCAGGCUCCGAAGUGAUGCAUCAACCAUGGGCUGCUGUGGUCGUGGUAGCUGGAAUCCUGGCGACGGCAAGCGCUGCUUGCGACGACGUCGACAACUAUCUCGGCAUCCCGAAUCCGCUGACUGGCGACAUGGAGAUCGACCUCGAGGGUGUAAGCAGUGUCGAGUGUGCAGAGAUCGAGACUGACGCUGGCAACGAAAUUCUGCUGGAACAGAUCGUCAUUGAUGGGGGAAGCGUCACCUUGAAGAGCUCCAGCUACGUCCGAUUCGUCAACAUAGAGUUCGACGUCAAGCCUGGAGCCACCCUGGUGUUCGACAUGCCUGAGACGUACUUCGGGCCCAACACGGCGCGCAAGGAGGGUACGUGGUACUACAACAGCUUCGGCAUGAACGUCGACGAAGGAGCGACCGUAACCUUUGUGGGGGGCGUUGUGGCCAGCGAUGUCUCCAACGCCUUCACCGCGUUCUACAACAGGGGGUCCAUGGAAUUCCAAGAGACGGCUCUGUUCGAGGACGGCACGUACGUCUUCUACGAGAACCAAGGAACCAUCAAAUUCCGUGGAGACGCCACCUUCCGGAACAACCGAUUCCACGCCAUACAGAACAUUUUUUCGGGCUACAUCAGGUUCUCCAAGGACGUUCUCUUCGAUGGGAACUCGUACGAGACUGACAUCAUCGGCACCUGCAGCCUCUCCUGCAUCGACGAGGAAUCCAGAAUUGUCGUGCGAGGGGAUGCGGUCUUUCAGAACCACAACUGCCCUGGAGUGGCGCUCUGGCAACUCUACGGUACCACAAAGUUCUACGGGAAGGCGUACUUCAACAACAACUCCCGCGAUAAAACCACAUUCGACUACAACUUGGACGGGAACCUCGGGGGCGCGGUCGUUGUGUCUGGCGGCACGAUGACCUUCAACGGGGCCGUGCAGUUCAACGACAACUCCGCUGAGGCGUUCGGUGGUGGACUCGGCAUCGAAGACGGCGACGUAAUCUUCAAGAAAUGGACCACCUUCGACGGCAACUCUGCCGAUAAUGGAGCCGCCUUCGCUAUGACAGGGGGGACGCUCACGUUCCAGGAACCGAAAGUUGUGACUCGGUUCACCAACAACGACGUCUAUGAAAACGAGUACCCGGUCGAAGAAAGCUGCACGGUGGGGUUUGUGGCCGAUGAAGCCCUCGUGAUCGGCUUUCCCGGUGACGACAUCUGCGUCGCAGGCGGUUCCAGCCGCAAGCUGCUGUAGGAAGGCACAAUUUUUUGGCAGCAACCACGGGAAGUCGUCGGCAUCAUUCUUACCAAUGUCGACUACGAUCUGCAUUUCGUGUUUUUCCAAGCCGAAACGUGAUCACCUGCUUCGGUAGUGUGACUAAGCGAACGAAAAGGAUCUGGCAACCUUCGUAAGCACGAUCCAAGCCCCGGAUCUUGUCCAAGAUAUUUUGGGGUGAAGACGUUGACAGAACGGUGUCCUGAACCCUGGCUGUACGUUAGGCUGUACCGCGAUGUGAUUGGUGUAUGCAUACGUCAUCGACAUGUGCCCGGGAGAUACGAAGCCCGACGGAGGCAAAAGCGUUGGAUGAGAACCACAUGCACAGUAUGUGCAUUUUGCUGAAGCUCAUGGAACAAAAAGCCCAUUUCAGAGCCUUGCGAAAGCUACCGAGAGGCCAGAGCGGGUUGCCGGCAGAAAUCUUCUCGAGCACAACGUCCUACAUGCUAUCGUUCCGGGCUCAUUUGCAAGGCAGGAUUUGUCGUGGAAGAACAAUUUUUUGUUGUAUCUGGUCGAUGGAAGCUAGGGCCGACUCGUACGAACGUAGUUUUGGCAGAGGCUGGGUUUCUCUGCGAGGGUUCCGCCACAAGUGGCCGCUAGAUAUUGUUUUUUUGUUGUAGACGUUCUCAACCAGGCUCAUAUGUGGUGCUCAACUUCUUCGAUACGACUGGUGUGGUAUGUGUGUUUCCGGGCUUGCUUUCAGGUUGUCAACUGCCAACUUUGUAAUGCGGGCACUAACUGUUGUAUGGUUGGAGACUGUGCAUAGCUCACGUCAGUUCGUAAUAGGUUGCAGGGGGUCGUUGGUAGUCCUUGACGGCAGUCUCAGGGCCAUUUCGAAUGUGUUCCGGAUCGACAAAGUACAACGAGAUCAAAAUUGAAAGAAAGGAAGAACAAGCCCAAGGGGCAUUCAGCCUAAACGGGGAAAAACAGGCU
This is a messenger RNA of Ectocarpus sp. CCAP 1310/34, 2362 nucleotides long. The record is from the annotation of a GenBank genome assembly. Lineage: Eukaryota; Phaeophyceae; Ectocarpales; Ectocarpaceae.